AUGGCAUCACCGAUCUUUAUAUCAAACCCACCGCCGGGGUUUUCAUUUCUUGCAAUUUUGCGGGGCAUACAAUUAGCAAUCUUAGGUGCAUAUCGCUCGCUACAAAACCCCAAGUUGUUUGAGUCCAGAUACUACACUCAUGCUAUUUCAGCAAUUAAAUACUCAAUACUAAUACAAUUGGUACUUUGGAGCCCGAUUGUCUGUCUUCGUGUGCUCGCCAAUUUUCUUGGACUUUUUGUCAAUCUGUCUCUUGCUGAGAGUGCCGCAAACUCGUUGAAGUAUUUACAGUUCAACCUACUCAAUGUGGGGGUAUUUGCUAUCUCAGCAUCUAGGUAUUUUGGCCAGCUGUUAGACACGCUAUUCUUGUCAAGUUUAGAGUUUAUUGAUUCAGUGUAUCUCGAGAAGCAUCAAGAUCAUCAAUCCCAGCGUUUUCAUCUGAACUUGGUUGAAUUGUCUGUGGAUACUAUAAAACCACCUACACCCGGCCUUCCCACUUUGCAAACCUUGAAGAAACUCUAUUCAAGCUCCCAAGAGUUUUCUGUCUUUGUCAAGAGGCAUCUAAAAAAAGCAUUUCUUAACAUCAUUGUCUUUUUGUUGAGCGAGCUUCCAUACGUCGGAGCGGUCAUUAUUGGGUUAAUGUCCUUUCAGAAUUUAAAUAAUAAAAUUGGCACGGAACGAGCUGUAAUUAUUUUUGGAAUUUUACAAGUGAUUCCUAAAGAAUAUUCGGUUGCAUUUUUUACUAUAUUCUAUGGCUCUCGUAGCAUGGUACAUGAUCUCUUGCUACCAUACUUCGCAAGAGUUCGUUUCACAAGCAGGGAAAAGGAACAUUGGCUCAAAGCUAGAGAGGGUGUUUUGUUUGGCUUUGGACUAUGCUUUUUCUCUCUAAUCCGGUAUUUCCCUUGGGUGGGGCUCUUAAUAUAUGGCUUGGCUGAAACUUCCGUCGCAUAUUUAAUUACGAAGGUUUCAGACCCGCCACCAAAUCAGGUCAGCCAGCUAAUUCACUGGAACGAGACUCAGUUGGUUUGGAACAAGGAAAAGGAGCAAAACAUUCUCUCCGGCACUUUUGUCAGUGGCGAGGAAGGCUACAACCCCAUUCCGGGAUCAUUCAUAUUUACAUAG
Molecule: messenger RNA, 1119 nt
Organism: Metschnikowia bicuspidata var. bicuspidata NRRL YB-4993
Lineage: Eukaryota; Fungi; Ascomycota; Pichiomycetes; Serinales; Metschnikowiaceae
Exons: 1
Coding region: 1-1119 (372 amino acids)
Source: RefSeq, a predicted model, not a curated record